Molecule: messenger RNA, 541 nt
Organism: Rubroshorea leprosula
Lineage: Eukaryota; Viridiplantae; Streptophyta; Magnoliopsida; Malvales; Dipterocarpaceae
Source: the annotation of a GenBank genome assembly
UGAGACUUGUACAUUGGGGGGCACAGAAGCCAAUUGAUUUAGAAGCCAAUUGAUUUAGGGCUAAUUUGGCAUGUUAGUUGUUAUCUCAUCUUGAGAAGAUUGCAAAUUUGAUAGAUAGCUGCAAAUUGUAUAAGAUUGACUCUUAUGCUCUGUGAGAAGAGAAGCACUGAAGAUCUAAUUUUGAAUGUUGGUUCUGGUGAUACACUAGUUUCUGUUGCUGCUCUUGCUUGUGCUGUUGGUGGUGCUGCCCCUGCUCCUGCCCAUUCUGCUGCCCAAGGUGGUUUCUUGUCUAUCCAGCUUAUUGUUAUUUUGUAUGUGCCUAUUAGGAAAUGUCUGACUUUGUAGAUAGAUUUGUUUGGGUUCAACCGACUGAGUCUGGCUCCUAGUAUUUCAAUUUUUCCACCACAACCCACUUCCCUAAAAGCCUUAAAUGAUGUUUUCCCCUUAUGGGAUUUAAUUCCCCUGUUGUCCGGCCUUUUGGAUUUUGUAACUUGCCAUGUUCCAAUUGUUGAGCUUAGGCUAAUAAUAAUAUUUGUGUCAG